This is a messenger RNA of Purpureocillium takamizusanense, 1485 nucleotides long. RefSeq lists its product as uncharacterized. The transcript is spliced from 2 exons. The coding region runs from base 1 to 1485 and encodes 494 amino acids. NCBI's taxonomy places the organism in Eukaryota, Fungi, Ascomycota, Sordariomycetes, Hypocreales, Ophiocordycipitaceae. Gene Ontology annotation, molecular function: G protein-coupled receptor activity. The record is from RefSeq and is a predicted model, not a curated record. Gene Ontology annotation, cellular component: plasma membrane. Gene Ontology annotation, biological process: adenylate cyclase-activating G protein-coupled receptor signaling pathway.
AUGACUGAUACCUCGUGGGGGCUCUUGAAGCCCGAGGGCCGUACGCUGGCCCCGCUGGGCCUGAGCCUCCGUCGUGGCCUCAUCGCCAUUACCGUCCUCGCCCUCGUCUCCUUUAUCGCCUCGGCCACCCUCUUCCUCUACCUCUCCUACAAGAUCAUCCUGUGGCGCUUCUUUAUGCGCCAUCCCCCCGCCCGAGAGACUCAGAAUCCCCGUCUCCGCAAUGCCCUCCAGCCCACAGUCAACUUCAGGCUCGGCAUCGACGACAUCUUCCCCGAUGGUCAAGGACCACAGGCCGAAUCCUCAGUUGCCGCCCAGGCGCUGCACCAAUCGUCUGAAUCACCUCUGCCGCCUUCCUCUUGCUCCAAGAACCCGCCGCCGAAUCAGUUCCUCGUCCUCAUCUACAACCUUUUCCUCGCCGAUAUGCAUCAGAGCCUGGCCUUUCUGCUCAACACGGCUUGGCUUCAGCGCGACGGCAUCAUGGUCGGUACGACUACCUGCUGGUCGCAGGGCUUCUUUGUCUCCACCGGCGACUUGUCGUCAAGCAUGUUCAUCAUGGCCAUCGCGUUCCACACGUACAUGUCUGUCGUCCAGAACCGUCGCCCUUCACACAAGUUGCUCUACCUGCUCAUCGUCUUAAUAUGGAUAUUCGUCUAUGCCAUUUCUCUGCUGCCAGUGGGAACCACUCGCAAUGGCCGCGACGCUGGCGGCUUCUUUGUGAGGGCUGGUGCAUGGUGCUGGAUGAACAAGGACUACGAGAAUCUCCGUCUCGUCACGCACUAUCUCUGGAUCUUCAUGGCGCUCGGCAUCACAUCGGCGCUCUACCUCUCUAUAUUCAUCUCUCUUCGCCGCCAGCAAAUGCAAGCGCGCAAAGCUGCAGGUCCGAACGCGCCCCAGGCCGAGCUGAGCCACAAGCCAGCCUUCCUCAUCUACCCUGUCAUCUACGUGGCGUGCACCCUGCCGCUCGCCCUGGGCCGCAUCGCCACGAUGGCGGGCCUGGACGUACCCAUCGGUUACUUCUGCUUCGCCGGUGGCAUGAUCGCCUUCAACGGCUCCUUUGACUGCCUGUUGUUCGGAACCACACGUAACACCAUCAUCUUUGCGGCGCCCUGCGAUGUCGACACCGAGGACACGGGUAUCAAAACUUUUGCAUUUCUGCAGACGCCAUCGCGUGAAUUCGGCAACAUGGUCUGGAUUCAGGGCGGCACAGGACGAGGGGUUCGCUGCAUGGAGGACGAGACGGCUGGUGGGUGGUGGUCGUGGAAGCGGCUCAGGACUACUACGGGCCCAGCAUGGCCCAGACCGCCGCAACAUCGCAACACCAGUCAGGAGUCGCUUCGUGGUACGGCUAUACAGAUGGAUAUGGUAACGACCGUGGUCGUAGAAGAGGAGGUGGAGAAGGACACUCAGCAACGGAAAGACCCAGAGGCCUCCCUUAGCGAGAUGACGUCGACCAAGAGCGCGGACAGAGACUACUCCGACGGCUAG